UAUAGCCAUUGCAUUUAUUAUUGUAAACAAUUAAAAAUAGUUUGAAGCUGAAGUAAUCGCGGGUCAAUGCCAGUAGCAUAAAAUUCCAAAUGUGGGUUAAGUACCGUUACUUGUUCAUUUAAACACGUCGACUUGGCUUGAUGCUUAUCUAAGGAUAAUGCUCUAUGGAUAAUGCUUUUCAAUGUAUAACCCAUAGAUAAUAGGUAUAACCUUAAAAUGUUAUCUGUCAAAACAACGGAUAUUUUUUGAAAAAUAAGUAAAAAAGCGUAUUUGUUUGGUGAUAUAGCGUGUUAACAUGAUAAAACGGUAAAAAUUGCGUGUACUGAACUCGUUACUCGAAAGUUUUAAUAGUUGUUAAAGUGAUGUCUGAUUCAGAAGAAGAACCUUUUUGUAAUUAUUAUGGAACACCUCUUCAGCCUUAUGACGAAGACGCAUUUCCAAAGAAGAGGCCAAUAACCGUUGAAGAGCAAGUGGCAAAAGAUGCUCAGGGUCGUAGAAGAUUCCAUGGAGCAUUUACAGGAGGUUUUUCAGCAGGUUUUUUUAACACUGUUGGUUCUUUGGAAGGUUGGACUCCAAGUGAAUUUAGGAGUUCAAGAAAUGAUAAAGCUAAAAAUGUUGCUCAAGCACCUACAGAUUUCAUGGAUGAUGAAGAUGUAGGAGAGUUUGGAAUAGCUCCCCAAAUUAUUCAAGCUACAAAAGAUUAUACAAGUUCAAACAAGAGGAAGAAAGAAAUAUUUUCAUCUGGUCCAAUUCCUGGUCAACCUGUGCUUCAAUCUUUAAUUGAAUCUUCCACUGAAACUAUAGGUUAUUAUAUUCUUAAAAACAUGACCAUAAAACAGAAGAAGCAAAUGAGACAAGAAUUAGAAGAAAGUAAAUCCCAAACAAGAGUUUAUGGCUGUGAAAUGCCUAAGGAUGUAGAAAAUAUCGAAGGGGUUUUCAAAGAGACUUAUAAUUUGCCUGAUAUUUAUAAGCAUUAUCUUCAAAAUUCCAAAAGUAAUUCUGCUGGUUUGGGACAUUCAGGAUUAAACGACUCCAGGAGUAUUUCGGGUUCUUCACAGUCUCAUUUGUCCAUGACUGACAAAAACAAUAAAAAAAUCUCAAUUUCUGGUCAAGCUUUUGGAGUUGGUGCUUUUGAAGAGGAAGAUGAAGAUAUUUAUUCCAAAGAUGAUAUGACAAAAUACGACUUUGAACUAACAAACGAAAAACAUGAAAUUAAAACUGUGAGACAAUCUCUCGGCGAUUUUGUGUUAUCUAACACUCCACUCGUUUUUAAAAACAACUUUCCACCGCCAAUUAUUCCAAGCAGCUUUACUGGUAAACAUAAUGUUAAAAGGUCUAGGUUUGAACCUCUUCCUGAAGAUAAAAUUAAAGAAAAACAAUAUCUUCCCAAACGAAAAGAUAUUAACGCUAGUGUAAGGGCUAAAUAUUUAGGAGACUCUUCUGAUAAUCGAGACGAACAUAAUGAUGUAUCUAGUUCAUCUAGAUCUUCAGAACCCUCAAGUAUAGACGUUAAAGAUGAAAGUGAGGUCAGCAAAAGUGAUUUUAAAAUGUCGAAUUUGUUAUUCGAUAAAUUUGUAACGGCCUCACAAUCAGAUGAACACGUUACAUCUAAAGAAUCGACAGAAAUCUUACAUGGUAAUAAAGAAAUGCACGAUGCAGUAAGAUUAAAAAUGUUUGGCCCUUUAACUAGAAUAACAUCAACUUGGCAACCUUGUUCUUUACUAUGUAAAAGGUUUAACGUUCCUGAACCCCAAUUCAGAGAUGAUAAUUCUGCUCAGUCUACCAAAAGGAAGAAACAUCUUAUUUUCGAAUACCAAAAGCAUGCUGAACAGCUUCCCACUAUGUCCGGAAUCAGCUCGUCGUCUACUUUUCAUGAAAAAAUAGUCGUUAAACAAGAAAUUUCUGAAAAGAUUGAAGAAGAAAUACCAGUAAAAUCAACUGAAGAAGAUCCUGUAAACGUUGAGACUUCCGCGGAUAAUGAAGAAAAAGAUGUAAAUAAUUCCUUACCACUCAUUAAAAAUUAUAAUGAAAAAAUUGAUGUCUCCAAACAAGUAGAUCUUUUCAAAGCAGUUUUUCUAAGUAGUAGUGAAUCGGAAAGUGAAGAUGACGAAGCUGAAAAACAAAAUAGACUCAAAGAAGUAAGAGAAAGUAUUUUAAGUGAGUCAUUACUGCCCAAAAUUAAACCAACUACUAAAGGAAUUUUAUCAGACAUAGAUUUUUCGUCUCUUAAUAACGAUAAUAAAAUAGUGGAAAAUAAUACAGAAGAAAAGGACAAAAAUGAACAAAAAGAUGAUAAUGUGACAACAUCUCACGAAUCAUUUAAGUCUGAUGAUAACAAUUCAUAUGGUCCACAGCUACCAAAUAAAAAAGCAGAUUUUAAAUCCCAUACAUAUUCUAGAGCUACUGCAAUAGAUGACGAUAGCGAUGAAUGGGUCGAAAAACAAGAUAAGCCAAAGAAACAUAAAAAACACAAGAAAAAACAUAAAAAAGAAAAAAGUAAGGGUAAACGUGAGCACAAAUCGAAGUAUUGAAGUACUUAGGCUAUGUUUCUGUAAUUCUUUGUAUAUUACUUUUUUUUUUUUAAUUAAAUUACUACUAAUUA
This is a messenger RNA of Agrilus planipennis (emerald ash borer), 2602 nucleotides long. RefSeq names its product G patch domain-containing protein 1. The coding region runs from base 363 to 2531 and encodes 722 amino acids. Gene Ontology annotation, biological process: mRNA processing. The record is from RefSeq and is a predicted model, not a curated record. NCBI's taxonomy places the organism in Eukaryota, Metazoa, Arthropoda, Insecta, Coleoptera, Buprestidae. Gene Ontology annotation, cellular component: nucleus. Gene Ontology annotation, molecular function: RNA binding. The transcript has 4 exons.